Messenger RNA from Chaetomium globosum CBS 148.51, 804 nucleotides. RefSeq lists its product as uncharacterized. The transcript is spliced from 2 exons. Bases 1 to 804 code for a protein of 267 amino acids. Gene Ontology annotation, molecular function: catalytic activity. The record is from RefSeq and is a predicted model, not a curated record. NCBI's taxonomy places the organism in Eukaryota, Fungi, Ascomycota, Sordariomycetes, Sordariales, Chaetomiaceae.
AUGAGCAGCAGCAACACCCCAUCCCCAGCGCAGCCACCCGCGCAGCAAAAACAACACCAAAAGCCCAUCCACUUUGGUCCCUUUGAAGUCACCAACCAAGUCUUCCUCACCACCCCCCACUCCUUCGCUCUCGUCAACCUCAAACCGCUCCUCCCAGGCCACGUCCUCGUCUGCCCGCUCCAGCCCCACCGCCGCCUAACCGACCUCUCCGCCGCCGAGCUAACCGACCUCUUCACCGCCGUCCAGCGCGUGCAGCACAUGCUCGCCCGGCAUUACUUCCUCCUCCCUCCCCCCUCCCCCACCACCAACACCACCACCACCAACACCACCAACGAAGCAACAGACACAACCACCACCACCCAAUCCCAACCCGCUCUCCCCCUCCCCACCGCAGGCGCCUUCAACAUCGCCAUCCAAGACGGCGCCGAGGCCGGCCAGACCGUGGCCCACGUGCACGUACACGUGAUCCCGCGCAUCCGCGGCGCCACGGCCAAGCCGGCGUCGACGCCGUCCGACGCCGUGUAUGACCAGAUGGCGGCGGAGGAGGGGAAUGUCGGGGGGGGGUUGUGGGAUCGGAGGUUGGGGAGGGGGAGGGAUGGGGGUGGUGGUGAGGACGGUGGUGGUGAGGGCUAUGGGUUUGGUGGUGGUGUUGGGGGAGAGAGGGAGGUGGGUGGGGUGAUGGUGGAUGGGGAGGGGCGGCCUGUUCCCGGGGGGGAGUUUUCCCCAGUAUUGAGGAUGCGGCGAGGGUGGAGAGGGGGAUGCGGGAGAUGGAGGAGGAGGCAGCGGUUUAUAAGCUGGUAUUGA